Messenger RNA from Babjeviella inositovora NRRL Y-12698, 1038 nucleotides. It is a transcript of the gene PTC4, whose product is annotated as type 2C protein phosphatase. Gene Ontology annotation, biological process: protein dephosphorylation. The coding region runs from base 1 to 1038 and encodes 345 amino acids. Gene Ontology annotation, molecular function: cation binding; protein serine/threonine phosphatase activity. The record is from RefSeq and is a predicted model, not a curated record. The transcript has a single exon. NCBI's taxonomy places the organism in Eukaryota, Fungi, Ascomycota, Pichiomycetes, Serinales.
AUGGGCCAGUUCGCAUCACAUUCUGUGGAUGAAAAGUCCCUAGAGACAAAACACACGUCGGCCAGUCUCACAACGUCCAUUGGCUCGAUGCAGGGGUAUCGCGUGACAAUGGAGGACGCCCAUUGCCUCGCACACGACGCUUCGAUCCAUCCGGACUUUGAGAUCUCCAUCUUUGGGGUCUUUGACGGCCAUGGGGGCAAGAAAUCCGCCAAGUAUGUCUCCGAAGUCUUGCCGUGUUUGCUCAUGAAACGCCUCCUCGCGCGCUUCCACAACCUGCUAGAAGGCACGUCGGGCGACCUCUUGGAGCGAUUGGGGAAAAUUGAGGCGCAGAUCGACUACCUCAAGUUCCUCCGUGACUGCUUCUUCAAAGUCGAUAGCGCGUUGCUGGAGCAGAACUUCAACUCCGGGAGCACCGCCGUUGUGGCGCUCUUGGUGAAUCGGCGGCUAGUGGUGGCGAACGUGGGCGACUCGCGGUGCUACGUGUCUGUCAAUGGGAUUGCCAAAUCGCUCUCGUACGAUCAUAAGCCGAACAAUGUGGGGGAGCUCAUGCGUAUCCACCGCUCGGGAGGCUUUGUAGCGAUGAACAGAGUCAACGGCGUGUUGGCGCUCAGUCGCGCGUUCGGCGACUUUGGCUUUAAGGCCGGCCUAAUGUCUGUCCCGGGGCCGAAUGGUAAGCGCCACGCGGUGGUGCGCAUCCCCCCCGAGGAGACGCCAGUCACAUGCGAGCCGGAGGUUAUUGUUCACACGCUCGGCCGACUGGACGAGUUUUUGGUGUUGGCGUGCGACGGGAUCUGGGACUGCUAUAAAAACCAGACUUUGAAUAACGAGAUCCGCGACUGGAUAUUGAAGGGGAAGAGCUUGCAGGAAAUCUGCCAGAUUGUGUUGGAUAACAGUUUGGGGAUGGCGAAUAAUGUCACGGGGAUUGGAUACGACAACAUGACAAUUAUGCUUGUGGCGCUCCACCAGCGUGAGGGGAGCGUGGAGGCGUGGUAUGAUGAGAUGAUUGAGAAACUAAGCAAGCGAAGGGGAUUAAUUUAA